Capsella rubella is the source of this 1476-nucleotide messenger RNA. RefSeq names its product UDP-glycosyltransferase 76E4-like. Bases 18 to 1424 code for a protein of 468 amino acids. The transcript has 2 exons. Gene Ontology annotation, molecular function: UDP-glycosyltransferase activity. The record is from RefSeq and is a predicted model, not a curated record. Lineage: Eukaryota; Viridiplantae; Streptophyta; Magnoliopsida; Brassicales; Brassicaceae.
UGGGUCACUUAUAUUUAAUGUUUUUCUGUAAUAAGAGAGAAAGGGGGAAACAAAGAAAGAGAGAUAGAAGUCAAACAAUGGAGAAGAAUAGGAUAGUGUUAGUUCCGGUUCCAGCACAAGGGCAUAUAACCCCAAUGAUGCAACUUGGAAAAGCACUUUACUUGAAAGGCUUCUCCAUUACAGUUGUUGAGGGACAAUGCAAUCGAGUAAGCUCUCCUUCUCAACACUUCCCUGGUUUUCAAUUUGUUACCAUGCCAGAGAGCUUACCAGAGUCUGAAUUCGAGAGACUUGGGGUAUUCAAUUUUACGUUGGAGAUCAACAAAACAGGUGAGACAAGCUUCAAGGACUGUAUAAGACAACUGUUGCAGGAGCAGGGCAAUGAUAUAUCAUGUAUCAUUUAUGACGAGUUCAUGUACUUCUGUGGAGCUGUAGCUACGGAAUUAAAGCUCCCCAAUGUCAUGUUGUGCACUCAAAGUGCUACAAACCACGCUGCACGCUGUUUUUUUAGCAAACUCAAUGUCGAGAAGUUCUUGGUCAACAUGGAAGAUCCUGACCUACAAGACAAGGUGGUAGAAAAUUUGUAUCCAUUAAGAUAUAAAGAUCUCAUGCCUUCGGGAUAUGGGCCAAUAGAAUCACUUUUAGAGUUUCGUGGGGAAGCAAUCAAGAAAAGAACAGCUUCAGCUGUCAUCUUUAACACGGCGAGAUGUCUAGAGAGCUUCUCUAUGUCAUGGUUGCAACAAGAACUCGGAAUUCCAGUGUACCCUUUAGGCCCUCUUCACAUUACAGCAUCAGCGCCGGGAUCUAGUUUAGCUGAAGAUGACAUGAGUUGCAUUGAAUGGCUGAACAAGAAGAAACCGAGAUCAGUCAUAUACGUAAGCGUGGGAACCAUAUCUCUAAUGGAAUCCAAAGAAGUGUUGGAGAUGGCUUGGGGGUUGUGUAACAGCAACCAACCUUUUUUAUGGGUCAUCCGACCGGGUUCUAUCCUUGGCUUCAGUGGGAUAGAUUCAUUCCCAAAAGAAGUCAGUAAAAUGGUCUCAGAAAGAGGAUACAUAGUGAAACGAGCACCGCAAAUAGAAGUACUAGGACAUCCUGCAGUGGGAGGCUUCUGGAGCCACUGUGGAUGGAACUCGACACUCGAGAGCAUCGUGGAAGGAGUUCCAAUGAUUUGCAGACCUUUUACCAGCGAGCAGAAGAUAAACGCAAUGUAUUUGGAGAGUGUUUGGAAUAUAGGGAUUCAACUUGAAGGUGAAGUUUUAAGAGGAGCUGUCGCGAGAGCUGUGAAGAGAUUGAUUGUAGAUGAAGAAAGUGUAGGGAUGAAGGAGAGAGCCCUCAGUUUGAGAGAGAAGCUUAAAGUCUCUGUAACAGGUGGGGGCUUCUCAUACAGCGCAUUGGAUGAGCUUGUCGAGCACUUGAAGAGAGAGUGAAGAAGUGAAACUUCAUAUAUUAUUAGAGAUCAUUGUAUUGUAUGGAACAAGC